Messenger RNA from Scophthalmus maximus (turbot), 1585 nucleotides. RefSeq names its product NBL1, DAN family BMP antagonist (gene nbl1). NCBI's taxonomy places the organism in Eukaryota, Metazoa, Chordata, Actinopteri, Pleuronectiformes, Scophthalmidae. Gene Ontology annotation, molecular function: BMP binding; receptor ligand activity. Bases 585 to 1190 code for a protein of 201 amino acids. The record is from RefSeq and is a predicted model, not a curated record. Gene Ontology annotation, biological process: animal organ morphogenesis. The transcript has 4 exons.
GGGGAACGUUUGAAACGGACCCAGCACUUUUCCCUCCUCCCUCGUUUUCCUUCGUCUCCCGACGGCGCAGCAGGACCCCGGUCUGCGGGCUGCACCGCGUCCGACUGCUACAACUAAAGACAACAACUUGGAAAGUGUGUGUUCUUCUUCUUCUUCUUCUUCUUCUUCCUACAUGGUAAUUUAACUCUGCACUGGAAGAGGACAAAGGGGAGGGACGGUCUGCGCUGAUGGAGCCGCAGAUGAGAUAGCGCUCAUUGCCGAACCCAUCUCUCCAUCCCUCCCUGCGGUCGGACGGACGCUCGGCUCCUCUCUCUCUCUCUCUCUCUCUCUCUCUCUCUCUCUCUCCGGAUGAUGUAAGUGUUCUGUCACCGACCGGGCCAGCUCACGAGGUGCUCGCAGUUUCUUCUUCUUCUUCUUCUUCUUCAUCAUCAUCACCAUCAUCCUCGCAGCGCGGGGAUCAUCCGACGGAGCGGCCGCGUCCAGGUCUUCGGCUCGACGCGCUGUUCGCCCGGGGGACGGAGGGCGAGUGUCUCCGCCACGACCGCCGCCGGAGACGGACUUCAGGACGUUGGAUCGCUACACUGAUGUGCAACAUGGGAGCAUGUCCUGCAGGUGCAGUCAUGUGGCAGAGGAUUCAGAUUUGCUGCGCACUGUUUGCACUGUAUUCAGCGGCACCGCCUGCACACAUCAACCGCCUGGCGCUGUUCCCUGACAAGAGCGCCUGGUGCGAAGCCAAGAACAUCACACAGAUAGUCGGGCACACGGGAUGUCAGCCUCGCUCUAUUCAAAACAGAGCUUGUCUGGGCCAGUGUUUCAGUUACAGUGUCCCCAACACGUUCCCACAGUCAACGGAGUCUCUGGUGCACUGUGACUCCUGCAUGCCGGCCCAGACACAGUGGGAAGUGGUGACGCUGGAGUGCCCUGGCAGCGAGGAUGCUCCUCAUGUGGAUAAGCUGGUGGAGAGGAUCUUCCACUGCAGCUGCCAGUCCUGCGGUAAGGAUGGUGCCCAGGAGGAGGCGCUGAUGCAGCUGUUUCCCGCAGACAAUGGCCUGGACGCUCCUUCUCUACCUGACGUCCCGAGCGGAACUCAGUCUCACCCUCUGCCCCCUUCAGAUACACACUCUAAUAACAAGCAUACUCACACACACGCGGACCAUCACACACUACCACACACAUCAGACGGAGGGUAGGUUCGUCACCUGUCCGACUCUUUAUUCUGUCAAUUUGCUCAUCUCUCCUGUCUUCUCUCCUCCACACUGCACCAUUGCAUCAGACUGUAGUAUUGUAAAGGCACUUUGAAAAUAAGUUCACUUCACUUUUUGUUGAAAAAAUAAGUUUCUCCAAAGGCACACACACACACACACACACACACACACACGCUCACCAAGUCAUGCUAUCAGAUCACACUCUAUUGUAUAUAAACUCAUACAAACACAUCAGCGUAUGCAGUUUUUUUUCUGUUUGCUGAUUAACACAUAGAUAUGUGCAUUUGUGCAUCAAGACAUCACUAUAGUCUGUCAAUCAGUUGUAGUCUCAUUAUUUUUAAUCUGCUUUUAAUCCAAUAAAUUCUGUCGUUGUGAUAACA